This is a messenger RNA of Culicoides brevitarsis, 3230 nucleotides long. RefSeq names its product 5'-3' exoribonuclease 2 homolog (gene Rat1). Bases 90 to 2981 code for a protein of 963 amino acids. Gene Ontology annotation, biological process: nucleobase-containing compound metabolic process. Gene Ontology annotation, molecular function: 5'-3' RNA exonuclease activity; nucleic acid binding. Gene Ontology annotation, cellular component: nucleus. NCBI's taxonomy places the organism in Eukaryota, Metazoa, Arthropoda, Insecta, Diptera, Ceratopogonidae. The record is from RefSeq and is a predicted model, not a curated record. The transcript is spliced from 6 exons.
UCAACAACAACAAAUUGAUUUUACUAAAUUAAAUAAAUAAUUCAAAAUAAGCAUUUAAGAGACAUUUCAUAUCGAAUUGACAAAGCGUAAUGGGAGUUCCAGCUUUUUUUAGAUGGUUAUCGCGGAAAUAUCCGAGUGUAAUAAUAGAAUGUGUAGAAAAAAAGCACGAAGAUGCCGAUGGAAAAACAAUUCACGAAGAUGCUACUUUGCCGAAUCCGAAUGGAGUAGAAUUUGAUAAUUUAUAUCUGGAUAUGAAUGGAAUUAUUCAUCCUUGCACUCAUCCGGAAGAUAAACCAGCGCCGAAAAAUGAAGACGAAAUGAUGAUUGCCAUUUUCGAGUGUAUUGAUCGCCUCUUUAAUAUUGUUCGUCCUCGAAAGCUACUUUAUAUGGCUAUCGAUGGAGUUGCGCCUCGCGCUAAAAUGAAUCAACAACGUUCCCGUCGUUUUCGUGCUUCGAAAGAAGCUGUUGAAAAAGCUGCCGAAGUCGAAAGAAUUCGUGAAGAGUUGAAACAAAAGGGUGCAAUUUUGCCUCCGGAAAAGCCAAAAGGAGAACAUUUUGACUCAAAUUGCAUUACGCCAGGCACGCCCUUCAUGGAUCGUCUAAGCAAAUGUCUUCAAUACUAUAUUCACGAUCGUCUAAAUAACGAUCCUGCAUGGAAAGGUAUCAAAGUCAUUUUGUCAGAUGCGAAUGUUCCCGGCGAAGGAGAACACAAAAUUAUGGAUUACAUUCGAAAACAACGCUCGCAACCCGAACACGAUCCCAAUACGCAUCACGUUUUGUGCGGAGCUGAUGCGGAUUUGAUCAUGCUUGGUCUUGCAACGCAUGAAGCAAAUUUUACUAUCAUUCGAGAGGAAUUUUUGCCAAAUAAACCUCGCCCUUGUGAUGUUUGCAACUGUUUGGGACACGAUUCCAAAGAUUGUCAAGGCCUUGCAACUGUAGGAGGCGAGCCUGAUGUUCCAGUUUUUGGAAAAGAAACACAAUACAUCUUCGUUCGACUUUCCGUGUUACGAGAAUAUCUCGAACGAGAAUUGGAAAUGCCGAAUCUACCUUUCGAAUAUAACUUUGAUCGUGUAUUGGAUGAUUGGGUUUUCAUGUGUUUCUUCGUUGGUAAUGAUUUCUUACCGCAUUUACCAAGUUUGGAGAUUCGUGAGAACGCCAUAGAUCGACUCAUUAAUUUGUAUAAAAAAUGUGUUUAUAAGACAGGCGGAUAUUUGACAGACUCAGGAGAAGUUGCUUUGGAAAGAGUCGAAAUGAUAAUGACAGAUUUGGGUUAUAUGGAAGAUCAAAUUUUUAAAGAAAGACAAAAAUCUGAAUUACGAUACAAAGAAAAUGCAAAAAGACGAAAGCUUCAAGAACAAGCAAAACAACAAAGACCCGAUUUCUCUGCAAUGAUGAACUCUCAAUUCGCUCCAACGGCACUCGGCAAAGGUUUUACGCCAAGUGCAUUGACAAAUGUUCGUCAAGAAGCAGCUAAUUUUCGAAUUAUUGGAAUGCAACGUGAAAACUCGUCAAAUCAAUCUUCAAAGAACUCGAGUCUAAAUUCAAGUAGUCAAAAUAGCAGCUUUGAAGAAGAUCGUCGAGGAACAAAACGUAAAGUAGAUGAUGUUGAAAAAGAAGAAGAAGAAGAUGAUCAAGCACAUGAUGAGGUUCGUCUAUGGGAGUCUGGAUUCAAAGAUCGUUAUUAUGAAUCAAAGUUUGAUGUUCAGCCGGAAAAUAUUCAAUUUAGACAAACAGUUGCUUUGGAAUAUGUUCGAGGACUUUGUUGGGUAUUAAAAUACUAUUAUCAAGGAUGCGCAUCUUGGGGAUGGUAUUUUCCUUAUCAUUACGCGCCAUUUGCUUCUGACUUCAUGAAUAUCUCAGGUUUGAGUACAAAAUUUGACAAAGGACAACCUUUUAAACCGUUGGAGCAAUUAAUGGGAGUCUUUCCAGCUGCAAGUAAGAAACAUAUUCCUGAUGUUUUUGCCGAAUUGAUGGUAGAUCCUAAAUCAGUUAUAAUUGACUUUUAUCCGGAGGACUUUAAGAUUGAUUUAAAUGGAAAGAAGUUUGCGUGGCAAGGUGUUGCGUUGCUACCUUUUGUUGAUGAGCAACGGUUAUUCAAAGCUUUAGCUCCAUUUAGAGAAAAAUUGUCUGAAGAAGAAAAAAAACGAAACACAACGGGCGAAGAACGAUUGUAUAUCGGUACUGGAUGUUCUAAUUACAAACUCAUAUCGAAGUAUUAUGAGGAAAAAAUGGAGCAUAACAAAGAAAUUCCCAUUACAAUUGAUGGAAUGCAAGGUUUCAUCUUAUUGACAAAUGAAUGUAUCGAAAUUGGAGAAACAGUUUUUUCACCCCUAAAGAGCCUUCAUGCAAUUGAGGAUAAUAGAGUUUUGACCGUUUACUUUCGCAAUCCAGUGUAUGAUAUAGAUUUUAUUUUUCCUGCGAGAAAAUUAGAUGGGGCUAUUAUGCCCAAAAGGGUAUUGAAAUCGCACGAUAAUAAUGAUCCGAAUUAUAAACCACAAAUAGGCUUUGGAAAUCGCACACAACAAGGUUACCUGGAUCAAUCAGGGCAUCGAAUGUUGAACCAUUAUACAAAUAACAAUUAUAAUAGUGUUGGAAACGGCAAUCAAUAUCAACAAAGACAAGACAGAGGAGGAACUUAUAGUUCUGUUGGUCCUCCAGCAUACCAAUCAAAUCCUACCGACCGUCGCAACAACUAUCAACAACAACAACGCUCUUACGGGAGAGAUUAUAGCACAGGAAGUUAUCAAUCCGGAAAUAAUGCACAUAGAUAUAAUAACCAACAACAACGGCAUCCUCCAUCAUAUCCAUCGCAAACGGGCUCUGAUCGCGGUUACAAUCCACGAAGUCAAGGAGGAUCGUAUCAAAAUAUGUACCCUUCAAAUCAAGCAUCUCAAGGGCGAUACAAUAAUUCUGGACAAAAUCAAGGACAAAACUUUAAUAAUUAUCAUCAAAGUCGGGGCGGAAGCUGGAAACGAUAUUAAAUAAAUUUUUCAUGAUCUUUGCAUGUGCAACGUAAUUGUAUAUAUUUAUAUACUACUUUUAUAUUCUUUUAGUACAGAAAGUAAAUAAGAGACAUGAACUUCUAUUAAAAAUAUUAACUUUAAAUUUAUCACGUAAAAACAUUAACUUUAAAUUUAGGAUUGUUAGGUUAAAAAAAUUGAUAAGCCUCUUGAAUGUUUAACGAAAUUACAAAAUAUAUGUAUAUUCAAUAUAUUGGCUAAUCACAAAAA